GAUAAAAAAUGUUUUCGUUUGCUGUCACUUCCUGACACAAGAAGAAGAUGCAGGAUGAUGGCUCCCGACACCAGUGACGACGUGCCUUCAUGUGCUUGUAAAGGUGUUCGCCGGUGUCUCGUCUGCGAAGGGUUGAAAGAGAAAGUACAACCGGAGGCGAGUGAAUCAAAGAUUGUCCAUCAUUUCCUCUACGAUCCUCAGUCGAGGCUCGCUGUUGGAAAAGAUGCCCAGGCUGCAUCCUUCCCCUUUUCUGGGGUCUUCCUGUGCGAGAACUUCAUAUCAGAAGAGGAAGAGAAGGAGCUCAUAUGUGCGAUGGACCAGGAUGUGUGGAAGGAGUCGCAGUCCGGUCGAAGAAAACAGGACUUUGGCCCGAAGGUGAACUUCAAGAAAAGGAAAGUGCGUGUGGGUGGCUUCAGUGGACUCCCUGCUUUGAGCCAUAAACUUGUGCUUCGGAUGUAUCAGGAAUCAACUCUAGCUGGCUUCCAGCCAGUGGAGCAGUGCAACUUGGAUUAUCAUCCUGAGCGAGGUGCAGCCAUUGAUCCACACUUAGACGAUUCUUGGCUAUGGGGGGAGCGCUUAGUCACCAUUAGCAUGUUGUCAGACACUACACUCACCAUGUCUCUGGAGCAGGGCCUGCCAGAGCUGGGACUAACAGGGGAGGUCCAUGUAGCUGUGCACCUUCCUCGCAGAUGUUUAGUAGUUUUAUACGGCGAGGCACGGCAUAUAUGGAAACAUGCCAUUCACAGGAAGGACAUUCAUGUACGUAGAGUCUGCAGCACCUACAGAGAGCUAUCUGCAGAGUUCCUGCCUGGAGGGCAGCAGGCAGACCUCGGAGCCCAGCUGUUGAAUAUCGCCUUGAACUUCCAAGGCUCUCCGGUUUAAUCUAAUUUGAUGGAUCCAGAGGGAGCUGCAAUCUAAAUCACUUGGACUUGUCUUAAACUGUGAAGAUGUGUCCUUUAGGCACCCUAGGGCUUGUUUGCUGGAUCUGUGCCAGCUCCCCAAACAGUGAGCAGUGCUCACGAGGCUUGUGUGCAUUAAUUAGUUGAACAUCUGCUGUGCUGCGAAGCCAAGCUGAAGUCAAAUUGCUUUGGAGAAAAUGUUGGGGAGAAAUUGUGUUAAAAUAGCUGCAAUGUCAUUAUAUUAUUCCACCACAAACUUCAGUUUUCUUUUUGUUUUAUGACAAAUGGAGAGAAUAAAGCAUUUUUUCCAAAAUAUACAUACACACUUAUUUAGUGUUUGGAUGAUGGAGAGCACAGCCUUACACAUCUCUUUAACGGUUCAAAUCUGGUGAAUGGUAUGGCCAGAGUAGAUACCUUAAUAAUAAUAAUUUAGUAAGCUUGAUUAUUUUUAUUGUGUCAAAAUCAUUUUAAAUAUGGCCUUUAAAGUGAAUUGUUGCAUUGAAUUGCAUUUCUGUCUCUGUCAUUCUUGGAAAUAGACAGUCUCAAAUUACAGAUGUUUAAAAAUGGAAGCUUUUAUUGACACAUAUAAAUGUGUGUGUGUGUGUGUGUGUGUGUGUGUGUGUGUGUGUGUGUGUGUGUGUGUGUGUGUGUGUGGAGAGAGACUUACACAAACCUAAUCUUUGACUUUGUGAUGAUAAGAACAAAUCUUUGAUGAUAAAUUGAAUAGAGAAUUAUAUACUUGUUGGGAUUGAAGCUUUUUUUCUGCUUCAGAACUGCAGUUAUAAUUGUUAAGAUAAACAUUUAACAGUAAAGUAUGACUUAAAACAAAAACAAAUCUGAUUGCAAAUGUGAAUCAAAAAAUCUGUCACCUGAAACAAUCAUGUGCAGCAGCUGCCCUUUAAUAUCUGACUUUGUUGAAUCAGCAGUGGCUGCGAGUCAUUGUUCUGAAACCCAGUUUGUCCAGUUCCCGAUGAGUUCUCAGACACAGAGUGAGAACUACAAACAGGAUGUGGCCCGCACACUCAAAACUAACUGCCUUUACAAAGUUUUUGUGUUCAAGUCAUUCUUCUUGAAGUCAUUGUCUAUUUAAAAGAAACAGGAAAUGUGCAAUGGUAUCAAAGCUUUUAUUUUUCAGUUCUCUAAAUGUGCUUUUGAGGUUGCUGCCAUUAUCCACACAUUUAGCUUCACUGGUCACAGAUGUCUGUGUUCACAACGGAGUCACGUCUCCAGUUCAUCCAGCUGGCAACAUAUGAAUUUGAUUAAGGACUACAAACAUGAAGACAAAACCUUUAUUGUUACUGUGUUCAGGAUGUAGAGGGAUUGGGAGUGCCGCUCCUGCUUAGUGAUUUACUUUGUGAUAUUUAAAGGAAAAAAUAAAUUAUAUUGUAAAAGAGAUAACUUUUCAAUAAAAAG
Molecule: messenger RNA, 2312 nt
Organism: Pelmatolapia mariae (spotted tilapia)
Lineage: Eukaryota; Metazoa; Chordata; Actinopteri; Cichliformes; Cichlidae
Gene: alkbh4
Product: alkB homolog 4, lysine demthylase
Exons: 3
Coding region: 55-882 (275 amino acids)
Biological process (GO): protein demethylation; actomyosin structure organization
Cellular component (GO): contractile ring; midbody
Molecular function (GO): actin binding; demethylase activity; oxidoreductase activity
Source: RefSeq, a predicted model, not a curated record